AUGACACAAGACCCAUACGAACUUCGCAUGCAUAUCAUUAAUGUUUUCUUUCCGGCUCGUGAUACAGCUGCUAUCGCAUCCGGGGAUGUUACAUUCGAACUUGCUCGUCACCCCGCAGAAUGCAAGAAACUGAAGACGGAGGUCGAUGGCAUCGACCCAAGUCAAGUAUUAACAUUCGAAUUUCUCCGUUCGUUGAAAGUUACCAAAGCCAUAAUUAACGAGUCCCUACGCUUACACCCAGCCGCGUCGAGAAUUGGUAAAACAUCAUUGAAAGAUACAGUUCUACCGAAAGGAGGCGCAAAAGAUUGCCAGUCACCGAUAUUUAUACCUAAGGGUACUGUGGUCGAGCUAGACCUUUACACAUUGCAAAGGGAUUCGACGAUAUGGGGAGCAGAUGCAGAUGACUUCAAACCAGAUCGAUGGCUAGAUACCAAGCGGCCAUUGUGGGAAGCGAGAUGGCAAUACGAACCAUUUUUAGGAGGUAUCAGGAUGUGUCCUGCUCAGAAUCAAGUUUUGAUUCAACUGUCCUAUCUUUUGGUCAGAUUAGCACAAGAAAUUCAACUCAUCGAGAAUAAGGACGAGGUCUUUGAAUGCCUUGAACGAGUUACUAUGACUGUGGAAAGUAUGAACGGUGCAAGAUCGCUGUCACACAUGUUAUAUGAUUCGGAGGAUGCCGUUCGGGGUAUUCGCAAGUCCAGACUACUAUAG
Molecule: messenger RNA, 708 nt
Organism: Sclerotinia borealis F-4128
Lineage: Eukaryota; Fungi; Ascomycota; Leotiomycetes; Helotiales; Sclerotiniaceae
Source: the annotation of a GenBank genome assembly